AUGCUCUCCUACCUCAGCAAGCUGCUGCCGCGGCUAGAGCACGCGCCAGGCAUCGCAGCCGCGGCGGGGACAGCCGGCGCCGCGACUUUCGUUGCGUCGCAGUUGCCGUCGCAGCUGCACAUCUCGGCGAUCCCAGUCUCUAUCGUGCUCGGCGCUGCAGCCGGCAACGCGGCGCCGUCGGCGGUGACUGCGGCGAUUAAGCCGGGCCUGUCCUACGCCACGUCCAACAUCCUGCGCACUGGCAUCGUCUGCGUCGGAGCCAAGCUCUCCGCGGCCCAGAUCCUCGCGCUCGGCUGGACGACUGUGCCCGCAGCGGCGUGCUCAGUCGGCGCCGGAGUGACUAUAAUCCCGAUGCUCGCGGCGCGCUUCGGCCUGGCGCCGCGCCUCGGCGCUCUCCUCGCGUGCGGCACCUCGAUCUGCGGCGUCACCGCCAUCUCCGCCGUCGCACCCGCCAUCGCCGCCACGCAAGCCGAGGUCGCCAUCGCCGUCGCCAACGUCGUCGCCUUCGGCAGCGUCGGCAUGCUAGUCUACCCGCACGUCGCCGCCGCCCUCUUCCCGCCCUCCGACUCGCGCGCGAUCGGGCUGUUUCUCGGCCUCGCCGUCCACGACACGGCGCAGGUGAUGGGAUGCGCUGCGUCGUAUGCGGAGCAGUACACCGACGCAGCGGUUGCCAAAAGCGGCAGCGGCGCCACAGGAGGCGUGACGGCAAAGACAUUCGCCGCGGCGGUGCCCGCGUUCGUCGGCGGGUUCCUGGCCAUGGCGGCAGUCCGGACGCUUGGCGACGCGCAGCUGGCGAACGGUGGCAGCGCGCUCUUCGCGUUCGACAGAACAAAGGUCCUCCUCUCCACCGGACUCGCGGCCGUCGGGCUUUCCGUCAACUUCGCCGCUUUCCACGGCGCCGGUCUCGCGCCCUUUGCCGUCGGGGCGGCGGGAGCGUCGGUCGUCGGCGGCGUCGGCCUGAGCGUGGCGCUUCUUAUGGCGAGCUUGGCGCCGGCGGUCUCACACUCCAUCACCUCCGACGGGACGCCUUCGGUGGCACGCUCGGCGGCGUACUUUCUGCAGCUCCAUCUCGACAGACAGACCUUCUUCUUCCUCUUGCUCAUCUGUCAUCAAGCCUCGCGGAUACGCGAGGACUGGAACCACAUCACCACCGCGUCACGACAGAUGGGGCACUGCUCCAUUCUGGCAGAGCAAACCUCGCACGCGCACAAGUGUCCGCACGGGAUCGCGACGUGCGAUUUGGCGCGGGUGAAGCAGAUGAUACAGGCUCCUUCUCGUCGGCUCGCCGACGAGCAGCAGCUGCCCAGAGCCACAGGGCGGUGA
Molecule: messenger RNA, 1323 nt
Organism: Emiliania huxleyi CCMP1516
Lineage: Eukaryota; Haptophyta; Isochrysidales; Noelaerhabdaceae
Exons: 7
Coding region: 1-1323 (440 amino acids)
Cellular component (GO): plasma membrane
Source: RefSeq, a predicted model, not a curated record